Molecule: messenger RNA, 710 nt
Organism: Ictalurus punctatus (channel catfish)
Lineage: Eukaryota; Metazoa; Chordata; Actinopteri; Siluriformes; Ictaluridae
Gene: ptges3a
Product: prostaglandin E synthase 3a (cytosolic)
Biological process (GO): chaperone-mediated protein complex assembly; telomere maintenance via telomerase; telomerase holoenzyme complex assembly
Cellular component (GO): nucleus; cytosol
Molecular function (GO): Hsp90 protein binding; protein-folding chaperone binding; prostaglandin-E synthase activity
Source: RefSeq, marked provisional
GCGAGGAGUCAGCAGGAGAUUUGCACUAGCGUCCGAUUACUGUUGCUAGCCGUUUAUUUUUUGUGUGUAUCAGAUCUGGCCCCAAGGCUGUUGUUUUUUUAAACAUAUAUAUAUACAUAUAUAAAAAAAAGUGUAAUUUUGCUGAAAGCUGAUCCCGACAUGCAGCCAUCAACUGCUAAGUGGUACGACAGACGGGACUCUGUCUUUAUUGAAUUCUGUGUAGAAGACAGCAAAGAUGUUGAGGUGAAAUUCAACAAAUCAAAGCUUAACUUCAGUUGUGUAGGGGGAGUCGAUAGCAUCAAAUAUCAUAAUGAAGUAGAACUAUUUGAGGCCAUCGACCCAAAUGAUUCAAAACACAAACGUACAGACAGGUCUGUGUACUGCUGUCUACGAAAAGCAGAACCUGGCAAGUCGUGGCCAAGGUUAACAAAAGACAAAGCAAAGUUCAAUUGGCUCAGCGUUGACUUCAAUAACUGGAAAGACUGGGAAGAUGAUUCAGAUGAAGAGUUGUCCAGCUAUGACCGAUUCUCAGAGAUGAUGAACAACAUGGGAGGGGAAGAUGAUCUGCCUGAAAUGGAUGGUGCAGAUGAUGAAGAAUCUGCAGAUAGCGACGACGAAAAGAUGCCAGAUCUUGAGUGAAGCUGCAAAGGACAUGCUGUGGCAGAAAACAAGGAUCUUUGUUUAACUGAUAUUUGACAAAAAAAAAAAAA